Molecule: messenger RNA, 1165 nt
Organism: Thrips palmi
Lineage: Eukaryota; Metazoa; Arthropoda; Insecta; Thysanoptera; Thripidae
Product: pyridoxal phosphate phosphatase PHOSPHO2-like
Exons: 4
Coding region: 189-905 (238 amino acids)
Molecular function (GO): phosphatase activity
Source: RefSeq, a predicted model, not a curated record
CGAAGGGUCGAACCCACUACUCAGGCCAGACUACACAAACAAACUUGCUUGUGUCUGUCAAACGUCAGACAUUCACGUCUUGUUCGUAAAUUCUCCUCGAACUGGCGUUCAGAAACUUCAAAUUUCUUUCGCAGCUGAAUCACUGCCACAAGUUCCAAAGAAACUACCAGCUGCCAUUCAACUCAAAGAUGGUCAAGAAGUUACUCAUAGCUUUUGACUUUGAUCACACUAUUAUCGAUGGCAACAGUGACACUGUUGUACGGCAACUUCUACAAACUAAGCCACCAGAAUGCAAACUAGCUGAAAGCUGGACAACAUACAUGCAAAAUGUUUUCAACCUGCUUCACCAAGAAGGAGCGACAGAGUCCCUCUACUUGGAUACUAUUGCUAACAUCCCUCCAACGCCCGGAAUGAUGGAUUUACUCCAAUUUUUGGAUAACCCAGAAGUUGAAAUCAUAAUCAUCUCAGACUCCAAUUCAAUAUUCAUUCAAACUUGGCUUGACAAUGUGAAGUUAAGUGAUUCCGUCCAUUCUGUGUAUACCAAUCAAGCAGUCUUUGAUUCAUCCGGAUUACUGAAUAUAACCAUGUAUCAUAGUCAAAAUUGGUGUGACAAGUGUCCUGAGAAUUUAUGUAAAGGCUCGGUUCUUGACGAGCAUUUGAAGAAAAGGCACGAGGAAGGAGUAACAUUCUCUAGUGUCGCUUAUGUUGGAGAUGGAAGAAAUGAUUACUGUCCAAGUACUAAACUGUCUCGAAUUGAUCAUGUGUUUCCUAGGAAAGGAUUUUCCCUGGAAAAGCUCUUAACAGACCCUCAAACAGAUGAAGAAAGUAAGAAGAAAAUCAUGGCAAAUGUGUGUGUGUGGGCCUCUGCUUUGGAAAUUAAGGAAAAACUUUCAGAGAUUGUCUGAGCUUUUUUUUAAAUAACUGUUUUUUAUGUUUUUAUUUUUAUUUGCAAUGAACUAAAUGUGUUUCAAUUCAGUGGAGAUAAUUAAUGUUGUAGAAUAUAGAUAUACAUCUAUGGUAAUAUAUUGUACCUGUGAAGCAUUUAUUAGGUUUUCUUUUAGAAUGAGAGAACCAAUAUAAUCAUGUGAUAAUAUUGCAAUUAAAGUGAUCCAAACGGGUGAGAUGACACAAAAACUGUGCAAUAAAAUUUAUGUCAGUCAUUAAA